Lithohypha guttulata is the source of this 399-nucleotide messenger RNA. RefSeq lists its product as uncharacterized. The transcript has a single exon. Lineage: Eukaryota; Fungi; Ascomycota; Eurotiomycetes; Chaetothyriales; Trichomeriaceae. The record is from RefSeq and is a predicted model, not a curated record. The coding region runs from base 1 to 399 and encodes 132 amino acids.
AUGUCAACAAGCAACACAUCCUCCAGUCACUCAAUCGGCGAACAAAUCAAAUCUGGCGUCAAAGGCAUCCACGGCAUGGGCGAAGCCAUCCGCGGCACCGUCCUCAGCGAAACAGACAAGGCCUUUGGUACCGCCAACACAGCCGAGAACACCAAGAACGAGCAGAUUGCGCAAAGGGGGAUGAGCGAUGUGAAAGCGUUUGACAACAAUGUAGGGCAGAACCAUGGUGUGGGUGAAAGUGGGAGCACUGCGUCCGCGACGGCGACGGCAAACACUGUGCCUGCGACGAGUGCGGGGGCGCAUUCAGUGGCGCCGGGGAGUAUUGGGUCGACGGGGAGUACAGUUGGACAUGGGACGGCUGGGGUGCAGGAGCAGCCAGGUGUGAAUCAGAGGUUUUGA